Molecule: messenger RNA, 3906 nt
Organism: Drosophila nasuta
Lineage: Eukaryota; Metazoa; Arthropoda; Insecta; Diptera; Drosophilidae
Gene: List
Product: Lithium-inducible SLC6 transporter
Exons: 7
Coding region: 143-1837 (564 amino acids)
Biological process (GO): nitrogen compound transport; sodium ion transmembrane transport; amino acid import across plasma membrane
Cellular component (GO): plasma membrane
Molecular function (GO): amino acid:sodium symporter activity; L-amino acid transmembrane transporter activity
Source: RefSeq, a predicted model, not a curated record
CAGAUAAGCCGGAAAAACAAUUUCACAAUGCGACAAUCUGCCACAGAAACACAUCUCUCGAAUCUCAAAUCUCUGCGGUUAGUCGAUGUGCCUUUCGGUGACAUCAGUCGACUGUUGAAUCUCAAAGUGUGCAGUGCCUAAGAUGUCGCAGACUAAGAUACAAAUCACAACGAAGGAGAAGCCCAAGGAAGAGUGGGGCAAUGGGCUGGAGUUUCUCUUCUCGUGCAUCUCGUUGUCAGUGGGCUUGGGAAAUAUCUGGCGAUUUCCCUACAUUGCUUUUCAAAAUGGUGGCGGCACCUUUGUCAUACCCUAUUUGAUUGCCUUGCUCGUAAUUGGACGUCCCGUUUACUAUUUGGAGAUUUCGCUGGGACAAUUUCGUGGCAGCGGCGUGCUGCGUGCCUUUGAUCUGGCGCCCAUACUCAAGGGCGUGGCAGCGGGUCAAGUGUUGGCCACCGGCGCCUCCAUCACAUACUAUUCAUGCAUAAUGGCUUUGACGCUGCGCUUUCUGUUGGCCUCGUUCAGCUCACAGCUGCCCUGGAGCAGCUGUCAAGAGAGUUGGGGCAACGUUUGUUACGAUGGCACCAACUCUACCCUCAAUGCCACUGGCAAAAUGUCGCCUGCUCAGCUCUACUUCGAACGUGAAAUACUGCACGAGUUGCCCAACAUUGACAAUGGCUUGGGCAUGCCCAAUUGGCAGCUGGUUGCCUGUCUUGCGGUUGCCUGGCUGAUCAUUGGUGGCGUCCUCAUACGUGGCAUCAAGAGCAGUGGCAAGGCUGCUUAUUUUCUUGGCGUCUUUCCCUAUGUGGUGCUCCUCAUCCUGCUGCUGCGUGCUGUGACGCUGCCUGGUGCCUGGGAUGGAAUUGUGUACUUCUUUAAGCCACAGUGGCGAGAGCUGCUCAAUCCUUUAGUUUGGUAUGCGGCUGUCACGCAGGUCUUCUUCUCGCUGGCCAUUUGCUUUGGCACUCUGAUCACUUACGCCUCGUAUAACAACUUUAACCGAAAUGUCUAUAACGACAUUGUCAUCAUUACCACCAUGGAUUCUUGUUCCUCCAUAAUCGCUGGAUGCAUCACAUUCGGCAUACUGGGCAACUUGGCCAAACAGACGGGCAUCACGGACAUUGCGAGCGUGGUGAAGGGCGGCGCUGGCUUGGCCUUCAUCUCGUACCCGGAUGCCAUUGCCAAGUUCGAGUAUGUGCCACAGAUGUUCGCGGUCCUUUUCUUCCUCAUGCUUUUCGUCUUAGGCAUCGGCAGCACUGUCGGCAUGGGCUCCUGCAUUCUGCGCGUCAUACGCGACCAGUUUGGUAAAAGAUCGGGCCCAAGUUGGGUGCUGGCUGGCGGUCUGGCAACGCUGGGCUUUUGUGUGGGCAUCGUUUACAUGACACCCGGUGGACAAUUCAUCCUCAAUCUGGUCGAUUUCUAUGGUGUCUCCUUUACUGCAUUGAUUCUCGCCAUUGGCGAACUGCUCGCCGUCGCCUGGCUUUAUGGUGUGCGACGCUUUUGCGCUGAUAUCAAGUACAUGAUGGGCAUCGAGACCGGCUGGUAUUGGCGCAUCUGUUGGGCUUUUAUUACGCCUGGACUGAUGACCGCCGUCCUUGUCUAUAUGCUGUUCGACAUGUCCGCCCUCACGUACAAGGGCGUGGCAUAUCCUCGACUCGCACACGUGUUUGGCUGGUGCCUGUCUGCUUUUGGUCUGCUGCAGCUGCCCGGUUGGGCCUUGUACGCUGUCUACCAGCGCCGCAAACAAACCGCAAACAGCAGUUUGUGGCAGCGGAUACGCGCAGCUUGCCAACCCGAUGAGAGCUGGGGACCCGCCAAUGCACAAGUGCCACUCGAAUAGCUGACGUUGCGUAUACGCAAUGUGUUUGUUUUAGUAGAGAGAGCAAGUGCUUAGUUUAGAGUUUAGAAUGCGUACAAUAAAAUUGCACACUUUUGGCAUUGGCCAUAAAAGCACUAAAAAUACGGGAAUGCGGGAAAUAAAUUGCGUUUUGUGCGGGGGAGGCAAAAGCAGUCAGCACAUUAACUCAAAUGGUUGAGAAGGAUGAGGAGAAUGGGAAAAGGAGGCAGCUGCCACGAGCAGGCAAAGAGAGCGAGUCAACCGAGUGUAUAGCAAUGCUUUUAAUUACCCCAGGGCGCAGCCUGUGCCACAUCAUGCAGCAUGCGGCAUGCAACAUAGAAGUCAAUGGGCGGACAGCAAGUGCAACUGCAACUGAAGCUGAAGCUGCGCUUUGUUGUGUGUGUUUUUUGUGUGUGUGCUUGAAAUGCCAGACAUGUCGGCAAUGCGGAAAUGCGCAAAUAUCAAAUGAAAACAAGCGACUAAAGUGAACGGAACGUAAAUAAAACAUUUUCCUAGCUGUUGUUCAACGUGCUCAUUUAGUCAGUGUGCGACAGAGGCAGCGCGCGAGAGAGAGAAAGAGAGCGAGAACGAGAACGAAAGGGAGGCAGCGAGUGAGUUGUGAAGUUGCGCUGCUGCUGGGCAACAAAUCAAAAUGGCGUUCAGUUCACAUACAACUGUACAAGUAUCCAUCAUUGUAUUGGUGAAUGCGUAUGUGUGCGAGUGUGUGUGUAUGUGUCAGAGUGUGUAUCAGUGUGUGUGUGAGUGACAAAGUUGAAAUGUAAAUAUGCAAAAGCGAAGCGUGCGAAAUGUUAUUCAGAGUUUGUCGUCCAUUUUGCCAGUGCAACGCUUUCAGCAUAUGACAACAGUGUGUGUGCGUGUGUGUGUGUAUAUAUGUGAGUAAUGUGUGUGCGUGUGUGUGUGUUGUUGCGCGCAUCAGUUGUCAAAAAGUGACAGUGUUAAAUUUUUUCAUUUACCCCCAGCUCCUUCGCUUUUAACCCAGCCAGGCUAACGGCCUUUUGUUGUUGUCGCUUUUAUUUGCAAUGCAGACACCAACAACAAUAACAACAACAACAAAGAGAAUAAGAAGCAGAAGCAGAGAGACAGCAAGUACAACAACAAAUUGAAGUGUAUGUUGACUUUGACUGACGCGUUGUUAGCCGUGAAGUGUGUGUGCCCAGCGACGUCACAGCCAACUGGCAUUGCGUGCCUUUCUUGGCUGACACACCCACAGCAACCAACACACACAAACACACACACAUAGCAAUAGACGCCACUUUUGGCGGCGUCUCAUAAUACCCUGUAUCAAAAAGUUGCCGCAAAAGAGCUAAAGUACAAACUUAGUGAAAAGAAACCAUUGUGAAUAUAAUUUACAGGGUAUCUCCCAACAGAAAACAAUUAUUGAAACAUAUAAAUAUUAAUGAGUCUUUAAUUAUGAUAUAGACUACCUACAUUACUUCUCUCAAGUGUGCCUUUAGAGAGUAUCUUUUAAUUGCUUUUAAUUAAUUAUUAAUGCAGAACUAAAGAAACUUUUUUGAUAUCUAACUUUCACUUUUCUACUUACGCUAUCUCUUGCUCUACAAAUUAUUUGAAAAAUAAUGUUAAGCAAAUUGGCCAUUAUUUUCCUCGAAAUAGGCAACUAAAUAAAUGCCGAGUUAUCUGCACAUAAUUAAUAAUUUUCACAUUCAUUCAUUUUAUAGCAUACCUAGAAGUUGUUUUAAUUUAAAUGUAUUAAAUAUAUUAACAAGCUCACUGCUUGUAAAAUCUAGAGGAAAUUUUUGUCUAUGAAUAAGAAGAAAAUUUCAAAUUUAUCAAAGCUACUAUUUCUAAUCUUUAUAUAUGUAUAACUAUAACUUUAAAAUGUGUAUUUGCUGCAGAAAAUACGAGGUGUGUUCAAAAAGUAAGGUGACUUUGUAUUUUGAAAAAAAAAAUAAUUUAUUUAUUUAUCAAUUUUUACGUUGUCCCCUUCAAAGUAAUCAAGAUAAUUGUAUAUUUAGCAAAUUAUGAAUAAUAUUUGGAAUCGGCUUAUAAAUUCAGGAGUAAUAUUUUCAGUGAAGAGUAACUUCUAUACUAUA